Molecule: messenger RNA, 2016 nt
Organism: Phlebotomus papatasi
Lineage: Eukaryota; Metazoa; Arthropoda; Insecta; Diptera; Psychodidae
Product: retinol dehydrogenase 11-like
Exons: 4
Coding region: 116-1093 (325 amino acids)
Source: RefSeq, a predicted model, not a curated record
UAUUUUUUAUGUAUUUAUUUUGACAGUUUCAUAAGAAAUCGAGGAAAAUUAGCGUUUCCUUUGGAAAAUCUUAUACACAGAAAUUAAAAAAGUCUAUAGAGUACAUCUUUGGGAGAUGUUGAAAAAAAUCUGCUGCUGCUUUGUCAUUCUUGGCUCCUUUGCAUUUCUUAUUCGGUAUCAUUUCAUAGGAAGAAAGUGUCGCUGCAGGAGGAAUUUAAAUGGAAGAGUUGUUAUUGUUACAGGUGCAACUUCAGGAAUUGGUUAUGCGCUGGCUGAAGAAUUGGCCAAAAGAGGUGCAAAUCUAAUUUUGGGCUGCCGAGACAUUGAAAAAGCGGACCGUGUUAAAAAAAAGAUCUGUCUAAAAACUGGAAACAUUAACAUCAGAAUAUCUGAACUUGACCUUGCAUCAUUAGCUUCAGUUUCAAAGUUUUCUCAAGACAUCCUGGAUAGUGUAGAAUCUGUCUAUGCCAUCGUGAACAAUGCAGGAAUUUUUUACAUUCCUUCUGGAAACACUAUAGACGGAUUCGAGGAGACAUUUCAAGUAAACUAUUUGAGUAUUUUCCUUCUAACAUUACUACUUUUGCCGGCUCUUCGCAAACAUCGUGACCCAGCUAGGGUAGUCUGCAUUGGUUCAGAGUGUCACUUGCAAACCUGGUUAUUUCCACAGCCUGAAUAUCACAAAGCCUUUGAGGAUUCUGUAGAAGAUCGCUUCCGAGCCUAUUCCUACAGUAAAUUUUGUUUAACAUUGUUCAGCUGGAGACUCUCUAAUCUCAUUGAGAAUUCUAAUAUCUCAGUCCAUUGUGUGGAUCCAGGAAAUACAGAGACAUCCAUAUAUCGAACAUUCCCGCCUCUUACGGAAAAAAUAUCUAAGUGGAUUCAGAAACCAAUUAGAAUAUUUGUCGUAAAGACUCCACUAGAAGGAGCACAGAGUAUCCUUCACGCAAUUCUCUCCGAAGACAAACCGCCAUUCUAUUUAAGAAAUCUCCGAGAGGAAGUUAAGAUUCAUAGUCGACUUAGUGAUCCAAUCCUAGGUAUAACUUUAUGGCGAAUGAGCAGGAAAAUGUGCGGAAAUCAUCUCCAUUCAAUAAGUUAGUGCCCAAAAUUUGGAAUGAUCCCAACAAAGGUAUCCAAAAAAUACUCAUUGACUUUCAAUUCUCCUCCAUUAUCAAAGCCUCUGAGAUUUCUAGAUGCCUUAUUAAUGUGAGCGCUAUAGAGGAUUUGGAUGGGCGUGAAAGUGAAAUUCUAGGGAGAGGAGAACGCCAAGAGAUAUGGAUUGAAUUAGGUACAGCAAAAACUCCGAUUGAUUGCUACAUUGAAAUUUUGCUCCGAGAGAUGCUAACUGGAGAAAAGAGUCGUUGCUUUAUCGCCACAAAAUCUGGUCAAAAAGUUUCAUUUACGCUUAAACUUCUCAGAAUUGAUUUUCGAGGAUACCUUUUUGAGUUGGGGGCGCAAGAAAUUGUCAAUCUUGCGCAAAAAUAUCGAGAAAUUGGAGUGGAAAUGUUCAAAAAAUAUCCGGUAUUCGCUCAAGAUUACUUCAAUCGUGCAGCUAAAUGCGUUCUUUCCUUGGGACCCCUUCAACCCGAAAACCAAGAACCAACAAUGGAUGGUUUGUCUUCCAUGGAGCUUGAGAGACUUCUUGAGGGGAUUUAUAGUAAUAUUUCAGCAUGUCUACUGAAGCAGAAUCGCUUGGAGGAAGUACUCUACCUUAUGGAAUUCACCAAAAGAAAUCACGAUGUUCCCGAUAAGGCAAUUUAUAGAAAAGCAUUAGCUCAUCAUGGUCUAAAACAAUUUGAAGAAGCGAAAAAUGAACUACAGCGACUUAACUAUCAAAACAAUAAAGAACUUCUAGCUCUAUGGAAUAAAAAUCAGGCUGAAUGGAGGGUUGAGGAGGACAAAUAUGCUAAAAUGGUUCAAAAAAUGUUUACUCAUUAAAUACAAAAUCAAUGCAAUCAAAAAUUAGUCAUUAAAUUAAAUGCUAAUAAUAUGGAGUUAAUAAAAUUAGAAUCAGAUAAAAAA